This is a messenger RNA of Adineta ricciae, 627 nucleotides long. The record is from the annotation of a GenBank genome assembly. Lineage: Eukaryota; Metazoa; Rotifera; Eurotatoria; Adinetida; Adinetidae.
AUGGGUAUAACGUAUCGAAAAAAGAAACGGGCUCCUAAAUAUACCGACAAACAACUUGAAGAAGUUCCAACACAUGCACGCCGGUUAUACCGAACAUUGUUAAAUGGUAAUGUUGAAUUGGUGAUGGAUGAUGAAAAAUAUUUUCUGUUACAUAAUGAAUCAAUAUCUGCUAAUCGUGGUUUUUAUACAUCUGAUCCAAAUGCUACACCACCAGCAGUGAAAUUCAAACGAACACAAAAAUUCGAACCAAAAAUUUUGGUAUGGAUUGCAAUAUCCCAAAAUGGCAUCUCGAUGCCAUUCUUCAAAGAACACCAACAAGCUGUUACUCAAAUGACUUAUCUGGAUGAAUGUAUUAAACACCGUUUAAUGCCGUUUAUCGAAGAAUAUCAUCAUAAACGAAAAGUGUUAUUCUGGCCUGAUUUGGCGAGCAGUCAUUAUGGUCGUAAAGUGAUGGAAUAUUUAGAUGAAUAUGUUAUUAGUUUUGUAUCUCAAGAAAAGAAUCCACAGAACUGUCCUCAAGCUCGACCUGUUGAGACGUUUUGGUCAAUUCUUGAACAAAUGGCCUACAGCGAUGGUUGGGAAGCAAAAAACAUCGAUCAAUUGAAAAGAAGAAUAAAAAAAAAGUAA